AUGGCAGUUACACAGGAUGUUCACAAAGUCGACUGGAAACUCGGUCGUUCAGAUGACAACUCAGAUUUCAGCUCACAUACAUUGGUCAAACCUUCAUCAAAUUCCAAGGUUCGAUUUUCUUCACCUGAAGACUUUGUACGUAAAUCAGGCGGUGUUAGAAUAAUCGAGAAGAUUCUGAUCGCAAACAAUGGUAUAGCAGCAGUGAAAUGUAUGCGUUCUUUACGAAAAUGGUCAUAUGCUACAUUCGGCAGUUCCGAUGUUUUACGUUUUGUAUGCAUGGCAACACCAGAAGAUAUACAAGCUAAUGCUGAAUAUAUAAAAAUGGCGAAUAAAAUGGUUCUGGUACCAGGUGGUUCCAAUGUAAAUAAUUACGCUAAUGUUGAACUAAUUCUACAAACUGCUGUAACUAAUGAAGUUGAUGCUGUGUGGGCUGGUUGGGGUCAUGCAUCGGAAAAUCCCCAAUUACCUGAUGUGCUCAGUAAACAUAAUAUUGCAUUUCUUGGCCCAUCGCAUCAGGCUAUGUGGACACUUGGUGACAAGGUUGCUUCUACAAUACUUGCUCAAAGUGCUCAUGUACCCACUCUUCCUUGGAGUGGUUCUGAUCUAACUAUAUCACUUGAUCGAUCUGCCAAUGGUCAGUGUUCUAAUAACGAACCAGAAACAGUUGAUAAUUUAACAUUGAAUAUGGUAAAAUCUAGUGGUCUAUCACAGAGAUCAUCAUCUGUAUAUUCUCGUCUAAUAUCUGAAGAUUUAUAUCGUUCUGGUUGUGUGACAGAUGUGUCAAGUUGUUUGAAAUGUGCUGAUAAAAUAGGCUAUCCAGUAAUGAUUAAAGCUUCUGCUGGUGGCGGGGGUAAAGGAAUUAGAAAAGCGUUAACUAGUGCAGAUAUUGAACGUGUUUUUCCUCAAGUACAAGCUGAAGUACCCGGUUCACCUAUUUUUGUCAUGAAAUGUGCAACAUCUGUUCGUCAUUUAGAAGUACAAAUACUAUGUGAUAUAUAUGGUCAAGCAAUUAGUAUGUUUGGUCGUGAUUGUUCAGUUCAACGAAGGCAUCAAAAAAUUAUUGAAGAAGCACCUAUUAUUGUAGCUCCGAAAGAAAUUAUUGAAAAAAUGGAACAAGCUGCAGUACGUCUUUGUAAAUUAGUUAGUUAUGUUAGUGCUGGUACUGUGGAAUAUCUAUACGAUCCAGAUUCAAAUCAAUUUUAUUUCUUAGAACUAAACCCACGACUUCAAGUUGAACAUCCGUGUACAGAAGUAGUUGCCGAAGUGAAUUUACCAGCUUGUCAGCUACAAAUUGCUAUGGGUAUACCUUUACAUCGUAUCAAAGAUAUUCGUGAACUUUAUCUAGCUUCUCCAUGGUCUGAUUCAAUUAUUGACUUUAAUGAUUCAACUAUCAAUCGUCGUCCACCUAGUUGCUAUGUCAUUGCUGCUCGUAUUACAAGUGAAGACCCUGAUGAAGGCUUUAAACCACGUCCUGGUGGUGUGAGGGAAUUAAAUUUUCGAAGUAAUCAAUCAGUUUGGGGAUAUUUCAGUGUUAGUAGUGCAGGUGGAAUACAUGAAUUUGCUGAUUCCCAAUUUGGUCAUAUAUUCUCAGCAGGUGAGAAUAGAGAACAUGCACGCGAGAAUAUGGUUCUAGCAUUGAAGGAAUUAUCUAUUCGUGGUGAUUUUAGAACUACAGUUGAGUAUCUUAUCAAAGUAAUGGAAUCUGAAGCUUUUAUGAAUCACAAGAUUAAUACAGAAUGGUUAGAUGCACGAAUAGCACAAAAUGAUCAAGUUGAAAAACCAGAUAUUCUACUUGGUGUUAUAUGUACUGCUUUACAUAUUGCAGAUAACUGUUUAAAACAAUUAUUUCUUAAUUAUGAAUUACAUUUGGAAAGAGGUCAAUUUCUACCCUCAAAAACUCUGACAAAUAGUGUUGAUAUAACUCUGGUAUCAGAUUCUACGAAAUAUGUUGUUAAAGUCUUACAUACUGGACCAUCGAACUUUAGUCUUAUCUGUUGUGAUACUGUAUCAGAUUUUGAAGUGCAUCGUGUGCCUGGUGAUGGUUUAUUAAUUUGUCAUGAAGCUGCUAGCUAUAUGACUUAUUGUCAAGAAGAAUCUCAAGGUUACCGCACGGUAAUUAUCAUUCGUACGAUGAUGUUGUGUAAAGAAACUGAUCCAACUAUUUUACGAUCUCAUUCUGCUGGAAAACUUCUUCAAUAUUUUGUUACUGAAGGAUCACAUGUUUGUGCAAAUGAAGUAUAUGCUCUUAUUGAAGUAAUGAAAAUGAUAUUUGAACUAUGUGUUCUAACAUCAGGUUUUAUCAUUUUGAAACGUGUUCCUGGAGCUAUUCUUGAACCUGGUACUGAAUUGGCUCGUAUUGAAGUAGAUAAAUCGAGUCAAUUGAAACCUUUACAAAUAUUCAAUGGUCCCUUCACUUUACCUACUGAAUAUAGUAGUGAUAUUAGUCAAUCAUCAUCAUCAUAUUCUCGAAAAUUAUUGUUUCUUCCACAAUCUAAUAUGGUUUAUUCAUCUACAAAUAAUAUUUAUCAAUCAUCUACACAAUCAAUUGAAGAGAUCAAAUCAAAUAUUCCUCAGCAUUUAAUUAAUGAUUGGAAAUGUCUUAAUACAAAAUCACAUUGUCUAAUUGAUUCAUUAUCAUCUAAUAACAAUGGUAUUAGUACUGGAUUAAAUGACGAUUCAAUGUGUAUACUUACGAAUUCAUUAUCAUCGAAUUCAACUUCUUCAACUACAAAUGGAAAAUUACAUUUACAAUUUACUCAAUUAUUAGCAUCAUUAGAACAAAUUUUGUUUGGUUAUUGUUUAUGUGAACCAUAUUUUAGUAAAUCAUUAAUGAAAACAUUAAAUCAAUUUCUUACAUUGUUAUAUAAUCCACGUUUACCACUUCAUGAAUUACAAGAUACAUUAGCACAUUUAAAAGGUCAAUUACCACCUAACAUGGAAAAAUCUUUACGUCAUCAUGCUAAACUAUAUGCAGAUCAAGCUACAUCUGUAUUAGCUAAUUUUCCUUCAGAAGCAAUUUUACAAAUAACGGAUGAAUAUCUAAAACAAAUUAAUCCUGGACAAUCAACAGAUUGUUCUGUACUAGAAUUUCAACGUAUUACUCAACGUUUAAUUGAUUUAGCUGAACGUUAUAAACAUGGUCUUCGUGGUCAUACUGUUCGUGUUAUCUCUCAAUUAUUUAUGGGUUAUGUUGUGAUUGAAAAACACUUUCAACAUGGUCAAUAUGAUAAAUGUAUUCGUCAUUUAUUGGCUAAAUGUCAAGGUUCUACUUUAUGGGGUAAUGCACCAAAAUCUGGUAUAUGUCCUGGUGAAAAUACAAUUAUUGAAGAUGAUUUAUUAAAUAAUCUUACUUAUCAUUUAGUUCCAUUUAAUUUUCGUAAUUUAAUUCAACCAAAUUCUAUGACAGAUAUUGUUUCAGUGAUAUUUUCACAUCGACAAUUAACUAUGAAAAAUGUACUCAUUAUUAAUCUUAUUCAUUCAUUAGCUGAAAGACGUGAAUUAUGUAUGACUGAUCAUUUACAAAGUUGUUUAAAAGCAUUAACUGAAUUAGGUGGUUCAAGAAAUUCUAAAGUGGCAUUAGCAGCUCGUCAAUUACUUAUCUCUGUUCAAACACCAUCAUAUGAAUUAAGACGAAAUCAAGUUGAAUCAAUUUUCUUAUUUUUUUAUCAUCCAAAUCAUACUGUGGCAUGUGCUGCAUUAGAGGUUUAUAUUAGACGUUCAUAUACAGCAUAUGAAUUAACCGGUGUUCAUCAUUUUCAAUUAUCUUGUGGUAGUUCAUUCUUUACAUUCAGAUUUUUGUUACCAAAUGAAUUUGUUUCUAAUUCUUCAAGUGUUCAUAAUAGACGUCCUUCAGAUUAUCAAAGAAAUCAUAAUUCAGAACAUUCAAUUGAUUCUCCAUUGGCUGAAAAUAUUCAAACUUAUAAUUUAGCUUCAACAUUAUUCAAUGUAAAUAAUUUUGAUUCACAAGACUAUACUGCUUCAUCAGCUACCACCUCUAUUACGAAUCACAGAUCAACAAUGAUGAAUAAUUUUCAAAGUAUGAUUGAUAUUGAUACUACUCCUUUGUCUGGUGAACGUAUGGGUGGUAUGACAGCAUUUAAUUCUUUAAGUGAUCUGGAAGAAUCAUUCGACGAAUUAAUCAGAUUAUUCAAUUCAGCUUGUAAAGAAGCUAAAAGUAUUCAUACUUCAUUGUCUGAACCAAUAUUUGAUUAUUCUCGUCAAUUCACUUCUGAUAUUGUUCAUCAAAAAUCACAGAAUAAUCAUAAUCAUUAUAAUAUUUCAAAUAAUGAAACAAAACUGAUCAGUUUUCAAGAUCCACCUUAUCAUACUACUGAUCCUCAAAGAGAACCAAUUCAUAUAUUAAAUAUUGCUCUACGUCAAUCUACAUAUAGAUGCAUACAACCUACUCUCAUAUUAUCAUCAUCGAAUGAUGAUACAUCAAUGUCGUCAAAAUCAAGACCUUCUGGAUUCACUAAAAACUCAUUGCUACUACCUGAUUCAGUAAUUAAUGAAACAAGUGAUGUGACACAUUUAGAAGAAUUCUGUUCUCGUCAUGUUGAUCAAUUACGAGCAUCUGGUAUUCGAAGAAUUACUUUCUUAGUUGUUAAGACACGUGAAUUCCCACGGUUGUACACUUUUCGUGCGCGUGAUAAUUAUCGAGAAGAUCGUGUUUAUCGACAUUUAGAACCAGCUUUAGCUUUUCAAUUAGAAUUAAAUCGAAUGAAAAAUUAUAAUCUUGAACAUUUACCAACAUUAAAUCGUCGAAUGCAUUUGUAUUUAGGUUGUAGUAAGAUAAAUGGAAGAAAAGAUGUAGUAGAUUAUCGUUUCUUUGUACGUUGUAUCAUUCGUCAUGCUGAUUUAGUUUCACGUGAAGCUUCAUUUGAAUAUCUUCAAUCAGAAGCUGAACAAAUUCUUUUAGAAGCAAUGGAUGCUUUAGAUUUAGCCUCAGGACAUCCUGAUGCUAGUCGAACAAUGGGAAAUCAUAUAUUUCUAAAUUUUGUUCCUGUAUUACUCUUAGAAGAUAUUAAUAGAUUAAAGUCAACAAUUAGAAAAGUUGUAAUGCGUUAUGCUCGACGUUUUCUACGUUUACGUGUAUCUCAAGCAGAAUUAAAAUUGCAUAUUCGAUUUCAUGCAUCUGAUCCGAUAGUACCAAUUCGUGUUAUGCUUCGUGAUGAACAUGGUUAUGAUUUAGGAUUAGAUGUUUAUCGUGAAAUAUUAGAUCCAGUAACUGGUAUUUGUAUUCUACAAUCGAUAAGUCCACCUAAUGGUAAAUUAAAUGGACAUCCAGCUGUUACAGCUCAUGAGAAUAAAGAUUUUUUUGAAGUUAAACGUUUUCAGGCCAGAAAAUUUAACACCACUUAUGUUUAUGAUUAUCCUGCAUUAUUAGCUCAAGCUUUAACUGGUGUAUGGCAAAGUUAUUGUCCUUAUAGAAAUCAAAAACAUCAUAAUCAUAUUAUAAAUGAUUCAUUAGAUAAACCCAUAUCCGAUUUAAAUAAUAAUUCUUUAUCAAAAUUCCAUAAUUUAAUACCUUUAAAUAUACCAGAGAAUUUAAUAAUUACAUGUACUGAAUUAUCAUUAGAUAAACAUGGUAAUUUACAACCAAAUACAAAUACUUUAGGUACAAAUGAAAUUGGAAUGGUUGUCUGGUAUAUGGUAUUACGUACACCAGAAACUCCAUCUGGUCGUCCAAUUAUUGUUAUUGCAAAUGAUGCAACAGUUAAAGCUGGAUCAUUUGGUCCUGCAGAAGAUUUAACAUUUCAUCGCGCUAGUCAACUAGCUCGAUAUUUUGGUAUUCCACGUAUUUACUUAGCAUCGAAUACUGGUGCACGAAUAAAAAUUGCUGAAGAUAUUAAAAGUGUAUUCAAUAUUGCUUGGAUUGAUGCUGAACAUCCUGAAAAGGGUUACAAAUAUUUAUAUUUAACACCAGAUGAUUAUUAUCGUUUUAAAUAUGAUGAAGCUGUGAAUUGUGAAAAAAUUGAAGAAAAUGGAGAGAUACGUUAUAAAAUUAUCGAUAUAAUUGGCAAAGAAUAUGAUAUGUCCGCAGAGAAUCUUCGUGGUUCAGCAAUGAUUGCUGGUGAAACAUCUGCAGCGUACGAUGAUAUAUUCACUAUUACAAUAGUUACAAAUCGUGCUAUCGGCAUUGGAGCUUAUUUAACACGUCUUGGUCAACGGGUUAUUCAAGUGAAUAAUUCACAUAUUAUAUUAACUGGUGCAAUGGCUCUUAAUAAACUUCUCGGUCGUGAAGUAUAUUCUAGCAAUAGUCAAUUGGGUGGUGUACAAGUUAGUGAUUAA
Schistosoma margrebowiei is the source of this 6291-nucleotide messenger RNA. NCBI's taxonomy places the organism in Eukaryota, Metazoa, Platyhelminthes, Trematoda, Strigeidida, Schistosomatidae. The record is from the annotation of a GenBank genome assembly.